Molecule: messenger RNA, 1684 nt
Organism: Coffea arabica (coffee)
Lineage: Eukaryota; Viridiplantae; Streptophyta; Magnoliopsida; Gentianales; Rubiaceae
Product: GDP-mannose 3,5-epimerase
Molecular function (GO): GDP-mannose 3,5-epimerase activity; NAD binding
Source: RefSeq, a predicted model, not a curated record
CACAUUGGAAAAGAGAUAAAAAGGAUAUGUGCAUUUAAAAAACAUUUAAAAGCUUAGCCGCCGCUUUGUCAGCAGCAGCACUACAAAUAGUAGAGCAGGGAGGAGAUGUGAACGGCCAUAAUCAGAGAUCCAGUUUUUGAGCGAAACAACGACUUCUAUAGCAUAUAAUCUUCGUCUGUCUUAUCCCAUAUAUCAUUCGCAUAUUUGUGGACUCCAUAAGGCAAGCUUUCUUUUGGACAUUGAGAAUGGGAAGUAACUGUGAAACAAAAUAUGCGGCUUACACCUACGAGAAUCUUGAGAGGGAGCCCUACUGGCCUUCGGAGAACCUCCGAAUUUCAAUUACUGGAGCUGGUGGAUUUAUUGCAUCACAUAUUGCCAGGCGUUUGAAGAGUGAGGGCCAUUACAUCAUAGCUUCUGACUGGAAGAAAAAUGAGCACAUGACAGAAGACAUGUUCUGUGAUGAAUUCCACCUCGUUGAUCUCAGGGUUAUGGACAACUGUCUUAAAGUCACUAAAGGAGUUGAUCAUGUCUUCAAUCUAGCUGCAGAUAUGGGAGGCAUGGGCUUCAUACAAUCCAACCACUCAGUCAUCAUGUAUAACAACACAAUGAUCAGUUUUAAUAUGAUUGAAGCCGCAAGGAUCAAUGGGGUCAGAAGGUUCUUUUAUGCAUCCAGUGCUUGCAUCUAUCCUGAAUUCAAACAAUUGGACACUAAUGUCAGCCUGAAAGAGUCUGAUGCUUGGCCAGCUGAGCCCCAAGACGCUUAUGGCUUAGAGAAGUUGGCAACUGAAGAAAUUUGUAAGCACUACAACAAGGACUUUGGAAUUGAGUGCCGGAUUGGAAGGUUCCAUAACAUUUAUGGUCCAUUUGGGACAUGGAAAGGUGGGAGGGAAAAAGCACCAGCUGCAUUUUGUAGGAAGGCCAUUACCUCCACUGACAAGUUUGAGAUGUGGGGAGAUGGGCUACAAACUCGAUCUUUUACCUUCAUUGAUGAAUGUGUUGAAGGUGUUUUGAGGUUGACGAAAUCAGAUUUCCGAGAGCCGGUAAAUAUUGGAAGUGAUGAGAUGGUGAGCAUGAAUGAGAUGGCUGCGAUGGUACUGAGUUUUGAGGAAAAGAAGCUUCCCAUCUAUCACAUUCCUGGGCCGGAGGGUGUUCGUGGUCGAAACUCAGACAACACUCUCAUUAAAGAAAAGCUUGGUUGGGCCCCUACUAUGAAAUUGAAGACCUUCUAAAUUCUAUAGGAUGGGCUCAGAAUUACAUAUUUCUGGAUCAAGGAACAAAUUGAGAAAGAAAAAGCUCAGGGCACUGAUGUGGCCAUUUACGGGUCAUCAAAAGUGGUGGGAACACAAGCUCCCGUUGAACUGGGAUCUCUUCGCGCUGCUGAUGGCAAAGAAUGAAAUCAAUGAGAACCAGCUUGUUUUUCACAGUUUCAGUUUAACGAUGAUGCAGCUUUUAGACAUUGUGCCACCAUAUUUCCCUCGAUUGAAUUGUUUAAACACUAGUGUCAUUUUCAAUCUUCAAGCCCCUACUUGCAUUUUAAUCUUGUUGGCACUUAAUCCUGAACAAACUGUUGAUGCCCGCAUUUUUUCCAUCUUUAAGCCACUUUGUAACCAGGGCUUCUGCAGAGGAAGAAAUGAAAUCAUAAUGAGGCCAGUGCACUAAACUGAAUGACCAGUUUUUCUGUGUC